This is a messenger RNA of Anthonomus grandis grandis, 545 nucleotides long. Its product is annotated as fatty acid-binding protein, liver-like. The transcript is spliced from 4 exons. The record is from RefSeq and is a predicted model, not a curated record. NCBI's taxonomy places the organism in Eukaryota, Metazoa, Arthropoda, Insecta, Coleoptera, Curculionidae. Bases 98 to 496 code for a protein of 132 amino acids.
CUAUAAUAUCUACAUAGGUGCAUAAUAUAUAAGGAAGCAAUUGAUUCCAUCGGUUCAGUGAUAACUCGUCUGUCCAAAUUUUAGAAAAAAAAUCACAAUGGUCCAAUUGGAAGGUACUUACCAAUUCGUCUCUGAGCAGGGUUAUAAAGACUAUUUGAAGACUUUCGGUGUUCCCGAUGACACUGUGAAUAAGUUGGCCGCUUCUACUGAGCCAAUUGUCAUCUCUGCCGUCACUAGUGAUAGUGUCACCAUGAAUUAUGGAAAUAACAGUCACGUUCUACCAUUGGGAAAACAGACUGAAAUUACUUUGUCCAUUGGAAGACCUGUAAAGGUGACCCCCACUGUGAAUGGAGACACAAUAACCAUGAACAGCAUAUUCGGAACAACACCGGAAGUUACCGAGGAAAGAAUUUUAAAGUUUUCAGACUCUGGAUUGACAGCUACUUUAACCAACUCCAAAGGAGCAAAAGCAGUGCGUAACUACAAGAGAGCUUAAGUUUAAUUUUCAUUUUUUUUAUAAUAAAUAUAGUUUAAUAUGAAAAUCA